Messenger RNA from Psylliodes chrysocephalus, 345 nucleotides. Lineage: Eukaryota; Metazoa; Arthropoda; Insecta; Coleoptera; Chrysomelidae. The record is from the annotation of a GenBank genome assembly.
AUGUUUUUAAAAGAUAAGAAUAAGCCGACACAUACAAGAGAUACUGAAGUCAAGACACAGGAAUUGGAAAAUACACAAGAAGACGACACAUUACAAUCAGAAAUUCUUUCUAAUGAGGAUUCGUCCAACACUCAUGUAGAACCAUCGCGUGAAACAGUAACAAAGGUUUUACCACUAAGACAGGAAACCUCUGCUUAUUCUCAACUUUAUGAAUCAGAGCCAUAUCGUGACACCGUGAGGCAGUUGAUACCACCAGAAAAGAAGACGUCGGGGAAGCGCUCCAGUCCCACUGAUCCUCAAAUUGACAAAGCUUUUAAAGUAAUAAAAGCACCACCAGGAAACUGA